AUGGCCAGCCAAAAUAAUUCCUAAUUAAUAGAUGAGUAGAUAAAAAAUAACUCAAGCUAUAUGUUUAUACAAAAUGAAUAAUCUUCUAAAUAGGAUUUGGAUCAAUCAUUUGACUUACUAAUUGCAAAAGAUAAUAGUUAAUCUAAUAAAAUUGAUAGAUCCUACUUAUAAAGUCAUGAUGUCCUUGACAAAAGCAAAGAAGAAAUACCAUCAAAUAAUGUAUAGAAAAAAACUUUAUUUGAAAGAAUAAAAGAAUAUAUGAAAGGAUUUUAUAAUUAAGAAUUAUAAAAAAGUAGCCCAAUUUUAUUAAUAGAGUCUACUCUUUUUGGUAGUCUGGGUAUAAUAACAUCUUUUAUGAAUUUUUUAUAUGUUAGAAGAAUAAAAAACCUUGAGGGUGAAUAUAAGACAAUUUAAGAAAGAGUGAAAAAGAUUAAAAGCAAUUCAUCGAAAAUCUUUAGCGAUUGCGCUACUGGUUAAAAUAUACUAAUCUAUGGAAAAGCUACCCAAUAAAAUACAUCUAAAUAUACUAAUGUACCAUAUGUUAUGUAUAAUUUAAAUUUCCUUGAUAAUUAAAAAUAUCAAGCAUGUGAAUUUCCUAAGCAGAAAAAUGUAAAUAUUAAAGAGAAAGCAUAUACUAUUAUUGAUUAUACUUCAGCUUUAAAACCUAUAUUAGCAUAUCAGCUAGGAACUGCUUUAUAAUUUAGCUUAGAAAACAUGUAGCUGAAUAACGGAGAAAAUGUAUUUAUAUUUGGAACAAAAUUAGCAAAUUCAUCCAUUCUUCCUACUUAAAUCUUCAAAAAUAUUGAUUUCUCUAAAAUAGAAAAAUUAAUUAAGAAUUUAAAAAUUGAAGAAAAAUUCUUAGGGAUUGUAGGAGCUGCUUUCUUUCUUGUUUGCUCUUACAAAUUUUAUGUCUUUCUUCAUAAAAAGUUCAAUGAAUUAGAGGAAGAAUAUGGCCAAAUAAAUAAUAAUAAUUAGAAAAAAUAUCAAUUAAAUAUUGAUUUUAAAUUUACUUGUAAUUGA
This is a messenger RNA of Tetrahymena thermophila SB210, 1020 nucleotides long. Its product is annotated as transmembrane protein, putative. The record is from RefSeq and is a predicted model, not a curated record. The transcript has a single exon. NCBI's taxonomy places the organism in Eukaryota, Ciliophora, Oligohymenophorea, Hymenostomatida, Tetrahymenidae.